This is a messenger RNA of Syngnathus acus (greater pipefish), 1959 nucleotides long. RefSeq names its product germ cell-specific gene 1-like protein. The coding region runs from base 529 to 1734 and encodes 401 amino acids. Lineage: Eukaryota; Metazoa; Chordata; Actinopteri; Syngnathiformes; Syngnathidae. The record is from RefSeq and is a predicted model, not a curated record. The transcript is spliced from 8 exons. Gene Ontology annotation, cellular component: plasma membrane.
GGUCGCCGAGUUGAUCGGGUCUCGCCGAUGACUUGAUUGGUGCUAUCGGAGCCCGGGUCAAAGUUGACGUGCGAGUGCACGGGCGCGUUCUGAGCGGAGCCUAGCGACAGAUGGACUUGUGAUGACUUGUGAUGAUGACUCGCCAGGAUUACGCCAAGAAAAGCGGACGGCUUUACCGCGCCACACCAGCACCCGAACGGACGGAUGGACGGACGGACGGACGGAGGGGAGCGGCAACAAAGUGCUCGUGCUGUAUUGACCAGAGGCCAGUUUUGGAAAAUCCCGGCAUCACGUUGAAUACGUUCAUCGCAGGACGACUCGGCGGGAUGGGAGAGGGUGUCCGCUCAUCAUCGUCGGGUUGGGACACUGCCAUGUAGCCGGGACCUUCGGCAAAGCGCCGGAAAGUGACGUCCGCGCAUCCGCCUUUGCCAUCCGCCCGUUUCUUAAACCUCCUGGCCUGGGUUUGGCCAUGCCGCCCCGUCUCUGAGCCUGGUCCCCAGCCGGCAAGAGGAAGCGGAGCUGUCGGCCAUGUUGGAAAAUAUGUCCCGCCGACAGCGUUCUUUGCUGUCACUGGCGUUGACCUCGUUGGCCCUCAGCUUGUCCGUGUCGGCCUUCUGCACGUCGUACUGGUGCGAGGGGACCCACAAGGUGGUCAAGCCGCUCUGCCUGUCACCCGUCAAGAUGAGAAACUGCGGCCAGAACAACAGCCAGCCCUACACCACAGAGGCCCCAACGCCGGACCCCAGGAACCCGCCGUCCAAUGUGACGCUGACGUGGCUGCAGAAGGAGCAGCUGGCCAUCCUCAGGAGGAAGCAGCUGGCCAACGCUGUCCAUUACAUCUGGGAGACGGGCGAGGACAAGUACAUGCUGCGUUACUUCCACACGGGAUUCUGGCUCUCGUGUGAGAGGCACAACGAAGGGGAGGACCAGGUGGAAAAGUGUCGCAGCUUCAUCGAGCUGACCCCGGGCGAGACUCAAGGUGUGCUGUGGCUGUCGGUGGUCAGCGAGUUCAUGUAUAUCGGCCUGCUGGCCAUGGGCUUCUUGCUCAUGUGGGUGGAGGCCAUCUGCCUGUGCGCCAAGAGGGAGAUGAACGCCCUCAAGAUCAACGCCUUUGCCGCCAUGUGCACCGUGCUGUCAGGCAUGAUGGGCAUGGUGGCACAUAUGAUGUACACCACCGUCUUCCAGAUGACCGUCAGCAUCGGGCCCAAAGACUGGAGGCCUCAGACGUGGGACUAUGGCUGGUCCUUUGCCCUGGCGUGGCUGUCGUUCAGCUGCUGCAUGGCGGCUGCCGUGGCCACGCUCAAUUCUUACACCAAAACCAUCAUCGAGAUGAAGCACCGCGCCCGCGUACGCUUGGACGAGGUUCGCACCGCCGCCCGCGCCCCAUCCUACGAGGAGGUGCUCCGCGCAGGGGGCGGUCUCUAUUCAGUCAGCCAGCUGAUCCAGCUGGGCCAGCGGGGGGCACUCCUGGACCCACUGUGGCCGCGGGGGGCGGGACCCGCUGUGGGACCGCUGGCCUGCGGGGCCGGCGGGGCGCUGGUGGGGAUGGGAGUGGCGGGGAUGGGGGUAGUGGGCGUGAGUGGGGGCCCAACGGCGUCGGAGGCGCGGCCGGCCGAUCCCGUGGGCGGCGCCCUGGUACUGGAGGGAUGCGGCGUGGACGGAUGCGAGGACUGCGAAAGGGAGCUGGACCAGAUGGACUACCUGCACGAGGACAAGGACGGCUCGCUCUGCUGACGCUUGCUGGUCUGGAGAGGAACUGCAUGACGCUUGACAGGAAGCUUUUUCCAGACUUCUGGAGAACAAACUCGUGUGAUUCUGGCUCAGGUAGAAGACGUGACAAGAAACCACAGACCACUUUUUUUUUUCUACUUGAUGGCCCCGUAGACGAGAUAAGACAUGACCAGUGAUGACAUGCAUCCAAAACUGUGUUGAGUAAACGCGUUGCUUCCUCACCCUGCA